Molecule: messenger RNA, 1578 nt
Organism: Saccharomyces paradoxus
Lineage: Eukaryota; Fungi; Ascomycota; Saccharomycetes; Saccharomycetales; Saccharomycetaceae
Gene: DIE2
Product: dolichyl-P-Glc:Glc(2)Man(9)GlcNAc(2)-PP-dolichol alpha-1,2- glucosyltransferase
Exons: 1
Coding region: 1-1578 (525 amino acids)
Biological process (GO): dolichol-linked oligosaccharide biosynthetic process; protein N-linked glycosylation
Cellular component (GO): endoplasmic reticulum
Molecular function (GO): dolichyl pyrophosphate Glc2Man9GlcNAc2 alpha-1,2-glucosyltransferase activity
Source: RefSeq, a predicted model, not a curated record
AUGGAUGCAAAGGAAAAUAAUGAUAACGACAACAAUGAUAUAUUGGAAGAAGAGCCAGCGAUUCAAUUGAUUGCUCCAGGUAUAGCCAGGAACUUAACACAAGAGGUCAUUACUGGUAUCUUUUGUAAUGUGGUAAUAUAUCCCCUACUUUUGAUAUAUUUCGUUUUAACUUUCCGUUACGUGACUACAAAGAUUGUGCCUUAUGAAUUUAUAGAUGAAAAGUUUCACGUUGGUCAGACUUUGACCUAUUUAAAAGGUAAAUGGACUCAAUGGGACCCUAAGAUAACCACCCCUCCUGGAGUCUAUAUUUUGGGCUUGAUUAAUUAUUACUGUAUAAAGCCCAUUUUCAAGUCGUGGAGCACACUAACCAUAUUAAGAUUAGUUAACUUACUUGGUGGGGUUAUAAUUUUCCCCAUUGUAGUACUCAGGCCAAUAUUUCUUUUCAAUGCGUUAGGCUUUUGGCCCGUUUCAUUAAUGAGCUUCCCAUUGAUGACAACAUAUUAUUACUUAUUUUACACUGAUGUGUGGUCUACAAUUCUGAUAUUACAAUCACUCAGCUGUGUGUUAACGUUGCCAUUUGGCCCCGUGAAGAGUGUAUGGUUAAGUGCUUUUUUUGCUGGCGUAAGCUGCCUCUUCAGACAAACGAAUAUCAUUUGGACGGGAUUUAUAAUGGUUCUUGCUGUUGAACGCCCUGCCAUUUUACAAAAGCAAUUCAACACGCAUACAUUCAAUAACUAUUUGAAAUUAUUCAUCCACGCAAUUGACGAUUUUUCCCACCUUGUCCUGCCCUAUAUGAUAAAUUUUGUUUUGUUCUUCAUUUAUUUGAUUUGGAACAGGUCCAUAACAUUAGGUGAUAAGUCUAGCCACUCAGCUGGUUUGCAUAUAGUACAAAUAUUUUAUUGUUUCACAUUUAUCACUGUUUUCAGUUUACCCAUAUGGAUAUCUCGUAAUUUUUUGAAGUUGUACAAAAUAAGAAUAAAACGGAAGCCAGUACAAACUUUUUUUGAAUUUAUUGGCAUUAUGCUAAUUAUUAGAUACUUUACAAAAGUUCAUCCAUUUUUAUUAGCAGAUAAUAGACACUACACGUUCUAUCUUUUCAGACGAUUGAUCGGCAAUAAAAGUAGACUAAUCAAAUACUUUUUCAUAGCACCAAUCUAUCAUUUCUCCACUUUUGCAUAUCUCGAAGUGAUGAGACCCAACCAGCUCACUUUUCAUCCCAUCACUCCACUUCCCAUCAAAGAACCUGUACAUUUACCUAUACAACUGACUCAUGUAUCAUGGACGGCCUUAAUAAUAUGCACCACGGUCACUAUCGUUCCAUCACCCUUAUUCGAACCUCGCUAUUAUAUAUUGCCCUAUUUCUUUUGGAGAAUAUUUAUUACCUGCAGCUGCGAACCUUUGAUAAAGGAUUUAAAACCUGCUAAGGAAGGCGAAAACCCAAUAACUAUAAGCAGUACGAAAAGGCUGUUCAUGGAAUUUUUAUGGUUUAUGCUCUUCAACGUCGUGACUUUAGUUAUCUUUUCAAGGAUCUCAUUUCCUUGGACUACCGAGCCUUAUUUACAAAGAAUAAUAUGGUGA